Bursaphelenchus okinawaensis is the source of this 19918-nucleotide messenger RNA. The record is from the annotation of a GenBank genome assembly. NCBI's taxonomy places the organism in Eukaryota, Metazoa, Nematoda, Chromadorea, Rhabditida, Aphelenchoididae.
AUGACAAUAAAAUACCAGUUUUAGGUCGAAAAUUGAAAAAAGCUAUAAAAUUUUUAAAAAUUUAAAAGUGAAAAAAAAAUAAAUUUUUGUUACCUAAAAUUUCAUUUUUCUUCUACUAUUAGGCUGAAAAGUGCAUGAACCUUUUAAAAUUUGAUUUUUUUUGAUUUUGUUAUUUAAAAUUUAAUUUUUUGUUUAAUAUUGGGCUUAAAAAUUCAUUUAAGGCCUAAAAAUCAUCUUUUUUGUCAAAGAACUUAAAAACAUUAAGUUUUGUUACUUAAAAUUUGGUUUUUUGCCCAAUAUUAGGCUUAAAAAUACAAUGAAGGCUUAAAAAAUCAGUUUAAAUUUUUAAAAUUUUAGAGCGAUAUACCUAUUCAACCAGCUGAUAUACAGUUAUCCGUUCAGUCCGAGGUCUUCUGAGGUUCAUGCUCGGCUGGGAAUUGCUAAUAAGUACAUUGGUGAUUAUCAACAGGCUUUUAGGGUGAGUUGUUACCUAGAAUUAUAUUUUUCUGAUUAAAAAUGUUACCUAAAUUUUCAGUUCGGCUUUUUUCGGUAUGAAAAUGGCCCUCAAAGUACCAUUUCAACGUUUUUUCUAGAAAUAUUACCUAAAAUACAUUUUUCCAAUCAUAUAUUGUAUUUAUACCUAUGUCCUCCCUCUUGCAGCAUCUCCGCACAGCAGCCAACGACUGUACCGACGUUACCUUAUGCCCAAGAUACGUUCUUCGCUUUCACAUCGCCCAUUGCUUCGAUCUUUUUGGUGAAUUGGUCCGUGCCAAACAAGAAUACAAGCGAAUCCUCGAUGAGUAUGGCAAAAACGAGGAGAAAUCCCUGCCCGCCGACAUUCAAUCCGCCUUGCUACGUCAGUCCGGCUGGGUAACAUACCGCCAAUCGUUGUCAUGCGCCACUGAAGACAAGGAGAAACUGGUGAAUGAGGCUGAGAUGUUCUUGACCAAUGCGGUCGAAGUGGCAAAGGCGGCUGGCCUGAGGCAUUUGGCAGGACAAGCACAAUCCUAUUUGGGCAGGGUAUUGUCGGAUCAACCGGCGAAGGAAGAGAGGGCUUUCAAUAACCUCAGGGCUUUUAUCGAUUGUGGAGAAGGUGAUGCGAACACUUGGUUUGGAAUUGGAAAGCUGUAUAGUAAAAAGGGACAGUCGGUCGAUGCAUUGCAGGUAAGAAAACAUCAUUUUUUGAAGUUUUUUUACUUUAGGAUUAAAAUAAAAAAAUUUUUAAAACUUUUUUUUGUUUUUAAAAAUUUUCAUCAGUAAAUUUUGCAAUUUCUGUGGUCGAAAUGUCAAAUCUUUGGUAUUUUGGACCGUUCUGUCCGACCGCGCUUUGAUAGCGCAGUGGCAGCGCGUCAGUCUCAUAAUCUGAAGGCCAUGAGUUCGAACCUCACCUUGGGCACCACGAUUUUUUGAUUAAUUUAUUGACUUUUUGAAAAACUAGGUUUUUUAUGGGAUGGAAAGAGUUUUAAAAAUCUUUAAAAUGUAAUUUUUGUUUUGUUUUUCUUAAUUUAAAGCGAAUUUUAAACGAUUUUAUUUUUUUGUGAAUUUUGAAGGUUUUUUGAGACGUUUGCACAAUUUUUGCUAAAUUUUAGGCUUUUGCAUGCUCAGUAGCUCUAGACCCAACACAUACAAAUUCGUGGGUAUCAGUGGGGCAGCUUUAUGAAUACCAUAAAUUGUUCAAAUAUGCCUUGGAUUGCUAUAAAGAAGCUGUCAAACAGUCCAAUCGUAAGUUUUUCUCAAUUUUUUAAAGGUUUUGAAGAUUUUUAAGUAGCAAAAGUAGGCUCGGCAUACAGAUAAAAGAAUGGUUAUGUAGUUUAAAAUCAAAAAAUUGAUUUAAAAAUUCUAAAAAAUGCUUUUAAAAAUUCUUAAAACAUGCAGAAACAGAUCAAAAAGGCCUAUUUAUAGCCCAAGACGCUUAUGUUAAUGUGUUUUUUGAUAAAGAAUCGAUACGGAAAUGCUUUUUAUUUUAAGGUUACUGGUUAAGAUGGUCGAGAUGAUAAAGACAACAUUUGGCAACAAGUUAUGUUAAUAUAAGAUGGGUUUUUGUGAAGGAAAGGCAGAACAUUGUUGUAAAAAGCUCAAUUUUGGCCAAAUUUUAGGGAAAUUUGGUUAAAAAUAGUGGAUUUUUGAGGUUUUUAGGUAUGAAAUUUUGGUUUUUUGGGGUUUGUUAGCCCUGAAAUUUAAUUUUUUAUAGAUUUUGAUAUAAAAAUUUGAACUAAAGUUGUUUCUAAAAGUUAUAUGGGGCAUUAUAUUGUGAUUGACAACAUAAAAUUUUGCAAAGUUUGAUAAGCUUUUUUUUAUAAAUAAUGAAUCAAACCCCAUGCCAAACACGAGUUUUCCUCUCUCAAAUUUUAAUAUUGAACAAACAACGAAAAGAGCGACGUUUAUCAAGUCUGGUUACUCGAAAAUGCACAAAAACUAUCAAUUUUUAAAGCCAACUGCGUCAUCCAACUCCCUCUCCUACAUUGUCAAGCAUUCUUGAUAAUUUUCACUUUUGUCAUGGAAGUUUAACUGUAAUGAUGAGAAUAUUGAAGUGGGGGUGUUUUUAAAAUUAUGCUUUUGAUAGAGGGUUCAAAAGGUGCUCAAUUUUUUUGCAAAAAUUUUUUAUUUGGCUAUAUCUUUUUACAUGGAUCAACUAAAAAUCUGAAAAUUUGUGAGAAUGUAGACACAGUAUCUUGUUAACUAAGGCAAAAAUAACAAUUUUUGAAUUUUGCGCUUUCUCUAAAGUUACAGUACUUUUACCAUAAUCCUACCUUGAAAAAAAAUUAAAAAAAAAUUUUUUUUUGAAAAUUUGAAGAAAUAGGUUCGAAACCUUAACAUUAGUGUGUAUUUACCUAUUUUUUAAUUUUCAACUUGAUAUCUUGUUUUACCACAAAGUUAUGACCUUUUGAAAAUGUUGAAAAUCAAAAAAAGUUCGAUUCCGCUUGGAGAGAUGGCUUUUUUUCUUUGUUUUUCUCGCAUAUUUUAGCGAUUUUAUAGUAGUAAACAUCAAGUAACGUCACGGUUUUAUUAUUUACUAUUAAAAAACAUCAAAACACGUCACAACCUACUUUUUACUGUUUAUUUUGAUAACAAUUUGAACUUUAUUGGACUCUUUUUCCACUAUAAACACUUUUUUACGCUAACCAUUCUUAUUAGUUGAUCAGAAAUCGAACAUGCUGUAAAAUCAUAUGAAAGUUUAAACUUUGGAAUGAUUUUAAAGUUUGCUAUUCGAGCUGAAAUUACAAAAAUCAAGCCUAAAUUACAAAAAUCAGGCCUUUUAAAUACUGAAAUAUGUCUUAAAAAGACGUAGGUAGCUAGGAUUUUAAAAAGAAUGCCCUUAUAAGACGUCAUUUCAACUCAAACUUUCAAAAACUUCAAAUUUCAAAGUUUUACAAUAACAAUGAUUUGACGAAGAAAGGCAACAUCUGCUCUUUAAAUUGCCCACCGGUUAGCCAAAAGGUCGGUACGAAGUCACGUUUUGCGAAUCCGAAAUGACUUUUCCUAUCACAAAAAUUGAAAGAAAGGAAUCCAAGUCAUUUGGUUCCUACAAAAACGAGCCACAAUUUGUUUUUGUUAUUCCGGAAGGCGCUUCUUUAAAUAGACGACCACUUUAACUGUCGCUUAAUGUUGUUCUGUUUAUUUUUGUUUCUAAGGCGCGGACGGGCUGAUAUUGAGGAAGGUUGGCAGUUUUUUUAGUCUAUUUGGCAGUGUUUUUGGGUAGAGUAUUGGCUCUGUUUGGGCACUUUUCUUAAGGAGGAGAGGGGGGGGAGAGAAUCAAAAUUUUAUAAAAGGAAAGAUACAGGGUAACUGGAAAGUGGGGAGGGGGGGGGGGGGGCUAAUCCGUGCCGAAGCAACUUUGAAAAGAGCCGGGCUAGAAUAUGUAGGCCCCAGAGCCCAAAGCAAGACACGGCUGGUGGGCAAGGCCAAAAAAUUGGGCUCGGCUCCUUAUAGGUCUAUAAGGAAGAGAAGGCGUGGGCUAGACCUGUAAAGGGGCCGGACCUAAUUUUUGAACCUUACCCACAAGCCGGGUUUUUCUUUGGGCUCUGGCUGUCGGGCUGACAUUGACAUGUCUUGGCCCGGCUCUUCUCUAGUUUUCUUCACAUCGGCCCGGGCCCAAAAAAAAUAGCCAAAACCCGUUUCAUUUCCAAAAAAAAUCUUUCUUCUUACUUUCUUUCUUUCAUUACAACAAAGGUUAAACUACUAACCCGUUAACUUUCUACGUAAAGAUUAAAAGUACAAAAAUGUUGACGUUAAAAAACGGUUUCUUCAAACUUUUAAUUGAUAAAAACUCUUCAAAAAAGGGCAAACAUGACAAAUGAUUUUCUUCUUUUUGGAACCUUGAAACAAGCUUAAUACCUAGUCUGGUUAAGGAAAGGGUUUGCAAACCAAAAUCGUUAAAGAAAAUGAUUUUUUAGUCUGUAAUUGAUCUUGGUUUUUUAUUCUUCUGGUAUUGCUUGUGGCUUUUUUUUAAUCUUUGCUGGUUUUCUUGGCUUUGUAGUUUCUUGGCUUUGUUAGUGUUCUUACUUUAUGUUAUAGUAGGCUUGUUCUCUUUACUUUUCUUUUUUUCCUUCGUGUUCGUCUUCACCUUUUUUGGCUAUUUAGGGCUAUCUCCUUUGUUUCUUCUUGGUUUGCUAGUUUUUUUGAUUGUAUAUUAUAGUUCCUUGUUCCCACUAUUUAUUGUUUCUUCUUUUCAACAACAUUUCGUUCUCUCUUCUUGGUUAAGUUUUGUUUCUUCUUGCUUUCUUUAUGUUUUUGGAUAUUAAUCUAGGCUUUCUUUCUUCAGUUCCUCUUGUACUUUCAUGAAAAAGCAAGGGAGGCUUAAUGAAUUUAUAGCAUGAUCGUAUUGAUAUCUUCAGCAGGUAUCCAAGGGUUGGAGCCUCUAGUUGAUGGAUAAUGUAGAUAAGGGAAGCCGGCAAACUAUAUUCCUAAUUUUGGGAAAUGAGUCGGCUCUAGAAAUUAGGUUAAUCGGGGUGUUACGUGAUGUUUGUGAGCUGCGUUGUUGACUGGAUAGUUCAUUUCAGCCAGCUAUUUAGGCUAGUAACGUGGCCUGCAGUAGGAUCGUUUCAACUUCAAUUGCGUUCGUUUACGUUGUCUUCGGCUAGCGCUUAACAAUUUGUAUCUAGAACUGGUACACUUCUUCAAAGCAUAAUGAUUUAAAAAAGUGUAAACCUUCCAAAAAACACUUGACCUCAAAAUGUUCGGAACGUUCGCAAAACGUUCGGAACACCGAGAAUACCCCGAAAAAACGUUAGGGGGAGAAGUUGUGGAAGAAUCGGAAAAAAAGAGCGUGUGGGUGCUGGUCGGUGGAGGUCGAGGGGCGAAAGGCUCAGGGUCCAUCUUUCUUUUUCUCGUCUCUGCUCUACAAACCCGCAUUUUCGGGCGCAAAAAAGACGUUUUUUGUGACAUUUUUGGCGAGGCCAAGGAUUAAGGGCGAGAGUGGUUGUAGCUGGGAGGGUCAAGAAUGUUUUAGGGGGGUGGUAGAAAAUUUUUUGAUUUUAAAAACUAAAAGAAUGAACUUGAUCCCUCUGAUUUUUUUACUUUGUAAAGAAAGUUCUUGCCAUUUUUUGCUUUGUAGCGAAAGUUCAUGCCAUUUUUUGUUUUGUAAAGAAAGUUCUUGCAAUUGUUUGCUUUGUAAAGAAAGUUAUUGCCAUUUUUUGUUUUGUAAAGAAAGUUCUUGCCAUUUCUUGCAUUGUAAACAAACUUCUUGCCAUUUCUUGCUUUGUAAGGAAAGUUAUUGCCUUUUUUCACUCUCUCAACAAUUAAAAAAUUAAUUUAAGCCCCAUAAAAAGCAGUCCAAACCAGAUAAAACGGAGCAAUAGCUAAUAGUUGUUUACAAUUUGCGUCAUGAUCCGGUACAAACGGCGUGUAAACAGAAUGUUUACCAUGAAUCAUGGCUUUGCGUGUGCAUGAUAAUGAUCUUUACUUCAGUUUGGGGCAGUUUAAAUUUGACAUUGUUUGGUUUUAUGUGGCUUGGGGCUAGAAUUUUUAGAAAUUUUGAUUUUAUUAUAAGUUUGAUGACAAAAAUAGCAGUUUUUCUAGUUUUCUACUACAUUAUGAGCCUUUAAACCUUAAAAUUUGUCAUUUUGAACAAAAUUUUUGUUUUUCAAUUUGAAAUUUUUUUGUGUUUUACAAUUUGUUAUGGCUUAGCUUGGCAUAUUUUUUACAUUUUGCUACAAUUUCGGUUUCAAAUUUGUGUUAUUUGUUUUUUACUCAAAAAUUGUGGUUUUUUCUACAACUUUUACUUCUAAAACGCUAACUUAAUGGCUGUUAUAUCGUCUUUAGGCAUAAAUUUUGAUUUUCGUUUUGAAAAAAAAAUUUUAGGCUUAAAAUGAAAGCGGAAAGCAAAAAAAAAAAUUGUUUUUAGUAUUUUAGAGUUUAAGGGUCUGUUACAUGUGGCUACUGUUUGAAUUUUUUUCUUAUUUCUACUUACCUAUUCUCCCUAAUUGUGGAAAAGAGUCUUCUACUUACAUGUACCAUCCCUAUCUGUGGAAUUUUUCUCAUCAUGAAUUACCCUACCCUACUUUGCACUAUCUUGCUUUGCCCUACCCUGCUUUACUCUAUCUUACCCUAUCCUACCCUACUUUACACUGUCUUGCUUUCCCCUACUCUAUCCUAUUUUACACUAUUCUGUCCUAACCUACCCUUACCCAUACUCUUACCGAACUACUCUACCCUACCCUACCCUAACCCCAACUUUUACCGAACCCCACCCUAGCGAUGUCCCUGCAGUAAAGUUAUGAAGCCCAGUUAAAAGUCACGUAUUGGUCAUUUUUAGCACGAAAAACCCGCGUUUUUCUCGACCUUCUGACUCAUGAAGAAAGGGCCGAAAAUCCCAUAAAACGAGUAAAAUUCGCUGUUUUUAUGGUCAAAAAAUGGAGGAAAAAUGGGCUUUUACCUUGUUUAAGUGAAGAAGAGGACUCUCGUGUUGGGCAACGGCUAAAUUUGAGGCUUUUUAAAAAUGGAUUUUUUAAUUUUGAAAAUUAAAAAAAAAUUUUAAAUUUUGAAUUUUUGAAACGGAAAAAGUCGAAAUUAAAAUUUUUUAAAAAUUUAUUGUUGAAAAUGAUAAAAUUACGUACUAUAAUCUAAAAAACGACAAUAUUUUAAAAAAAAUCAAGUAAAAUGUAGUUUAACGUCUACGCUGCUUGUGAUAAGUUAUUAUGUUAUUAGUGGAUACUCUAAACCUUUGUUUGUUUGGUCAACAAAGCUUCCGGAAAUCAACGGUUAAAAGGCUGAUAAUGAAAAGGGUGGGAUGGUUUUAAAAGUUCGAGUAUAUAAAUGAAAAAAAAAUUUUUUUUGAAUGUUUUUUUUUGCUUUGUAAAGAAAGUUCUUGCCAUUUUUGGCUUGUCAAGAAAGUUCUUGCCAUUAUUUGUAUUGUAAUGAAAGUUCUUGCAAUUUUUUGUUUUGUAAAGAAACUUCUUUAUAUUUUUUGAUUUGUAAAGAAAGUUCCUGCCAUUUUUUGCCUUGUAAAGAAAGUUCUUGCCUUGUUUAAUAUAUGUAAUACGAAAAAUCGUGUUAAAAUACAAAAACCAUAUCAAAUCCUAUCACCCCAAUUUUUCUCAAUUUUUGCAAUUUCCAGGCCCAACGGAGUGGCUGAAUCAGCGGAUUCGCAUCCUGGAACGCGAGCUGUUGGUCGCCGAACAAUUGGCGAGCACUGAAAACGCGAAAAAAGAGCAAAAAGAGCAACAACAACAAGGAGCGGCCGGAAAGAGGAAGGACAACAGCCAGCCGGCUCAACAACAACAAGAGUAGGUGGAAAGAAAGUUAUUGCCAUUUUAAGUUUUGUAAAGGAAGUUCUUGCCAUUUUUGUUUUGUAAAGAAAGUUCUUGCCAUUUUUUGUUUUGUAAAGAAAGUUCUUGUCAUUGUAAGUUUUGUAAAGAAAGUUCUUGCCCUUUCUAUACUAUGAAAUUGGAUUUUUUGUAAAUUUCAGACUUUGUGGACCUGAUAACUGGCACACCUUAACCCUAGUGACACAAAUCAAAGGACAACUAGAGCAAUCUCUAAAGGUCAGUUUUGAAAUUCAAAAAAAAAUUUUUUUUGACGUAUUUUAGAAAAAAAAAACUUUUUUUUGAUUUUCACUUUGGCCAUUAUGUUAUAUUAUAGUAGGUGCUUGUUGUUAUUUACUCCAAUUUUUUUUCAUGCGAAUGUUGUAAAUAGUGCACAAUGGCCAUAAAUAUAUAUAUAUAUAUAUAACUGGGUACGGAGUAAACAAUUCGUUUACUGCAGUAAUUGACUUGGUUUCAUUCUGUUGGGCUUAGAUGUAUGAUACUGUUUUUUACCCUCCUACUCUAUUAUACUCAAAAUUAGUCUACCCUGCUCUACUUUGCUCUAUCCUAGUUAUUCCUGCUUUUAUUUCUGCUCUUGCCUCUACUAACUCCUACUCUGCCUUAAUUUACCCUACUUUACGCUAUCCUACCCUACCUUACCUUGUCCUACUCUACUUUCCUCUUACCUCUGCCUUACUUGCACCCUUGACUUUACCCUUACCUCAGUUAUGCAUGUAUAUAUCUAUCUAUCAUACCAUAACUCAAGGUAUAUCUGAUAUAUCUACCUAUUAUAUGCUGACAUAAGAAACCCGCCAUACUCUGCUUGUAAUUCCCUGUAAAAAAUGGCGGGGUCUUUAUGUCGGCACCUAAUACUAUACUAUAACAUAAUACACGUGCAUAUACCCACCACGUGCCAAUUCCAGUAUUGUUUGGCCUUGCGAAACGAUUAAAAUUGGUCAGUUUAGUCAUUGUAUUGUAAGAACCACAGGAUUAACCGGGUUUAAUUCCAUACGUCCAAGAUUGACUUUAGGGAUUCAAUGACAUGUAUGUUGGCGUAUAUGGCUUUCAAAUAGGGAUUCUCGGGAGGAUAGGGCAGGCGGAAUUGUAGUUUAGGGCUAUAGAAUUGUGAAAAAUUUUAAAAUGAGAAAUUUUGAAGCUUGGAAUUCUUGAAAUUUUCAAUUUUUCAGUUGUUUUGGGUUGUAAAGAAAGUUCUUGUUAUUUUUUGUUUUUUAAAGAAAGUUUUUGCGAUUUUUUUGUUUUGUAAAGAAAGUUUUUGCCAUUUUUUGCUUUGUAAAUAAAGUUUUUGUCAUUUUUUUCUUUGUAAAGAAAGUUCCUGCCAUUUUGUGUUUUGUAAAGAAAAUUCUUGCCAUAUCUUGUUGUGUAAAGAAAUUUUUUUCUUAUUUUGCCAUUCCUAAUUGCGCAAACAAAUUUUGUGCCAUUUUUCGUGAUUUUCGGCAAAAAAUCGAGACAAAUCAGAUUGGAAGCGCCAAGAACGGCGACCAUUUUGGCGGGAACGUUGUUAUUAUUCAUUCUCUUUCUCUGUUUUUUACUGUUUUUCGGGGUUCGCUUUUCUCGACGAAGUGUCAGUAGUGAUCGUGAGGAGAUGGAAAUUAGGUUCUUGGUCUUUUACUGGGUUUGGCAGGGCAGGGUAUUGUCACUUUUGAUGGCGGGGUAGGGUGGGGUAUUGUAGGGAAGGUAAGGUGAAGUGUGUUAGAGUAGGAUUGGGUAGAGGUUAGCAAAGUAAGGUAGGAUAAGCUGAGGUGGAGUGCGGCAGAGUGAGGUAAGGUACAGUAGCGUAGUGUACAAUAGGGUAGGGUACAGUAAGGUAGGGUAGGGUAGGCUGAAGCCACAAAAGGACGUAAAAAAACUUGAUAUAACAUAAUGAACGACACACGUAUGUACUUGACUAUAAAAGGUAAAGUAAGAUAGAUUACGAUAGAGUACUGUAGGAAUGAGUAACGUACAGUAGGGGUGGUGUAAGUAAUCCGGUGUGGAGUCUUAAAUAGAGUAGGCUGGGGUAGAGCAGGAUAAGGAACAGUAAUUUAGGUUAAGGUACGUAAGUUAUGGUAGGUCAGGUACGGUUAGGGGAACGUAGAAUAAAGUAGGGUAGAGUAAGCCAUUUUAGGGGUUAGUUAUCUUACUGCUCGACCUCUUAUAUGCUUUGAAAAAAGCUCAACUAUAGGCUUAACUUCCUUUACAUUAACCGCUCCCCCCUCUCCAGCUCCCUCUUCCCUCUCCCCCCCCCCUUCCCAACCUUCCUCCCUAACCGGAAGUUCCUCUAAGUAUUAUUGUACCGAAGCUUUCCCAAAUUGUUGCUUUACGCUCCCAACUCUUAAACCCAAAUAAUUACUACAAUAUCAGCGUCAAAUGGCAUUCUCCGCGAAAACUACGAACCGUAUAAGUGUUAUUUGCCAACUUGUGAUUACUACAACAUGCUGUUAUUGUAAAUAACAAUAAUAAUGUUGUACCGAGAAGCGAGUGGGAGGAAAGAGAAAAAAGUUUUGCUAAUCGGCUUACAAAUUAAUCGACCGGUCUAAUUGAUGCUAAUUAAUCCCUCAUUCGGUUUAUUACUAUUAUAUUUUGCAUGUGCAAUGUAUGAAUAGGCAUAUAGUAAGGGGAAGUGAUAGUAUUCGAAUGAAGACUGACAGAAGUAUAUUGAAAUUGUAGUUGGUUAUCAGUAUACGCUAUGUCUCAAUGUAGGGUAGGGUAGUUUUUUUUCUUGACACAGUGUCAGUAGGGAUUGUGAGGAGAUGAAAGUUUGGUUUUUGGUGUUUUACUGUUCUUGGAAUGGCAGAGUUUUUGGCGACAAUGUAGGGUAGGAUAGAGUAGGGUAAGGUACUGUAGUACACUACAGUACAGUAGGGUAUGGUAGGGAAAGGUAAGGUAAGGGUAAAGGAGUAGACACGAGGAAGGGGGCGAGCCAACUUUUCAGGCCCGGCUCGAUAUAAACUUGCGUCAGGCUCGGCCCGAUGGUAGGCCCGAACUUUCUGAAGCUUUUUACCAUGCUCUUAUAGUUACACUACCUUAAGAUGACAUAUAUCGGUUGUUCAAAAAGUAUUGAGCCACUGAACUCUAUGGCUUUUAAAAGUACAUGCACUUUCACUUAUAUUGUGUAUUUUUCCAUACAAUAUAGUAUUAUUUAGUAUAAUAUGUAGGGUUUCUUGGGAUAAUACGCAGCUUAAGGUAUGACAUAUAGAGCAUUAGAUUCUACAAUCUUUUGAGCUGAUGGUUCACUUUUUAUUGUAUGCAUCAUAUUUUUGUGGGUCAGAAACAUCAUUUUUUAGGCUUAAACAUCGUUUUCAACUACAAUUAUAGGCUUUUUAUUUGAUUUCUUAGGCUUAAAUUCAAUUUUUUUAGCCAUAAUGCCAUUUUUAAGCUCACGUUUCUCUAAAACCCACAGUUAACCUUUUAGUCCAUUGUUCAAUCCACUUGUUAUUGUUGUUUACCUUCCCCUUUAUUACACGCUUCCAUCUGAACUACAAGUUCAUAAACGCGAAAGCCAUGUUAAUAAGAUAACAUGGUUUUCGUGCUUAUGAACUUGUAGUCAUACAUUACGCAUUCAUGAGAAAAAACACAGCUCAUUGUACUUUAAAGCACACGUUGUCGACCUUCUGAAAUUAAAAAGCUCAAUGUUCUUAAUGUUCUCACAGGAACGUGGCUACUGGUUUUUCCUAGGGGUGUGGAGGGACGGGGGGGGGCGACGUGUAGAAGCCAAAACUUGUUAAGCAUGGUACAAUUACUGGGAUCGACAGGGAAGAGUAUUUGCUAAUACAGUAGGGUACUGAAGGAAACAGUACGGUAACUAGGACUGGUAAGUUAGCGUAUUCGUUGGUACAACUGGAUAGGGUACUUUAGAGCAGGGUACGAUUUUUUGUUAGAGACUUCACCAAUCCAGUAGCCUUAAUCUGCCUAGUAGUUUAACCAACUGCAAAAAUGCUGACGUACUGGCUCCUGUCUUACAGUACCAUACCCAACUGUAACAGUAAAUACACUUCCCUACCAGUCUCAUUAACCGUACCCUGUCUUACAGUACUCUACCCAAAAAGCCCUGAAAGAAUCUCCAUUAGAUCCGGCCUAGCCCCUACGGAUCUACCCCAAAGGAAUUACCAAACCUGUCCUUUGAAAGUGUAAAAAAGCACUCCGCUUUUUGAACUUGCACUUGGUUUCGACAGUUUUUUUCUAAAUUUAUGGUUUGUAGCCAAAGGCGAGACACGUUUUGCGUGGGGUUUUUUCGGCUGGAAAAAUUGAAUCUACGCAAAUUGCACAGGGCAUAUUUUAGUCACGGUUUUCUAGAUUAGGUUAAUUUUUGGUCAAUGUUUUUUUAAAAAAGCAAAAAAUGGCAGGAACUUUCUUUACAAAGCAUAAAAUGGCAAGAACUUUUUUUACAAAGCAUAAAAUGGCAAGAAAUUUCUUUACAAACUCAGUAAGCCUCUAUGGUAGACCUGAAAGAGGGCGUACUAGGCCUUGCCGGCAUGGACCGGGCCGAAGCAAAUUUGAAAGAGGUUGACAAAUUUGUGCUCGGUCUAACCUUUUACGCGUCUACCCUAGGGCAAUUUUUUCACUUUUCAAUUUUUUUAAAUUUAUUUUUGAGGUAAAUUUUUAAAAAAUCCAACCAAUUAGUUCAAAAACGUGCCAACCUUCCUCCAAGCAAUGUCCCUGCUAGAGAGCACAAAUUACAACAUAGUGUUGAAUUAGAGCCAAGUUUUUGACGUUUUAAAAUGUUUUGCAACCACUAAUUCGCGUAAAAGUAUGUGUCGAUUAAUAAUGGGGCAGGUGCCGGGUUUAAUUCCCAUGUAAGCCGAACGUCAUCCGCGUUUCUGUUAAUAUAUAAUGUCUGUGCAGGUGAGUACGUGAAGAAGGCGGGCUCUGCGGCUUAUAAAAAAUGAGAGCCGCCGCAGGGUUUUUGGUCUUAUUCUGAUUAGAGUUUGAGCUCCUGGCUUUGCGGCUUAUAAAAGGUCUGUCAAUGGCUAAUACCCCUUUAUGUCUGGUUGAAAGGUUUAAAUGUUAUCUAAGGGUUUUGGAAUUUAAAAAAAUUUACAGGGGUUUUUUGGGGUCUUGAGGGGUUUUCUUAAUUUUUUCGUUUUUAAAUUUUUUUUUGGAUUUAAAAUUACUUACUGUACUCUAACUACAUUAUAUUAUACAACAAAGUAGUCCUCUAUGUCUAGAUAUAUAGGUACUAAGAAUAAAAACCCGGUUUUAUUACUCAAAGUCUUCAAAUUUAUAUUAUCCAUGCCACCAAUCCCCCACGACCCAAAACUGGUCAAACCUCCAGUCCCAAGCCUUAUAUACGAACAUAUUACACCCCUAGUAUCAUAAUAAACCUAAUUAUGUCGGAUUAGACCGAUAUUCUCUUAAUUUUGCGUCGAAAUUGUCAAGAAAACCCCGGUAAUGUAUCAUGUUAUAGUACAUAUCCCAAAAUUUUAAGCUGAUUAGUACGUAAUACCUUACAACUGAACAUUUAUUAUCCUGUAAUGACUUUGACAAUAAUAUUUGUAUCUUAUCACAAUGUUUGAUGCUACUUAUAGGGUUUAAGACUGUAAACCAGUUUAAAAAUUUCAAAAUUUAUCGGAUUUUCCAGGGAUUUGAGGGUUUUAAGUCAAAUUAAUGGGGGUAUUUCGAUAGUUUACGUGUUCAUAAGAUACGAAGAAUAUGAUAGAAGAGUUCAAAAAGCAUAUUUUUAAAUACGAAUUUCAAGAAUAUCUGGCAAUUUUAAUAGAAAUGAAGGUGGAAUACAUUAGUAUUGUCGUAAAAAUGCCAUGAAUAAAAUAAUUUGAAACAAAGUCAGUUUCACAAUAAGAUAAACAUGUUUUAGUGCAUUUUUGAUGUAUGUAGUUCCCAUUUCUUCAAGAUUACAAUGUUUUUGUAGUUUGUUGUAUAACCAUUUACAUAGGUUAUUGUAUAACCAUUUACUCUUUAGGUAGGCUAAUGUUCAUACAAUAAACUACAAAAACACUAUAAACUUGAAGAAGUAGUAACUAAAUACAUCAAAAAUGUAGUAAAACAUGUUUUUAUGUUAUUGUGAAACUUUACUUUGUUUCAAUUUAUAUUAUCUAUAGCAUUUCUACAACAAUACUAAUGUAUUCCACCUUUAUUUCUAGUAAAAUUACCAAAUUUUUUUGAAAUUCGUAUUUCAAAAUAUGCUUUUUGAACCCGUCUUUUAUAUUCUUCGUGUCUGGUAAACCUACACUAUCGAAAUACUGCAAUUAAUUUGACAUAAAGCCCGAAAAUCCCUUGAAAAUACGAUAAAUUAUGAAAUUUUAAAACUGUUUUGCAGUUGUAAACCCUAUAAGUAGCAUCAAACAUUGUAAUAAGGUGUAAAUAUUAUUGUCAAAGUCAUGGCAGGAUAAUAAAUGUUCAGUUGUAAUGAAAUUUUGUAAGGUUUUACGCACUAAUCAGCUUGAAAUGUUGAGAGAUAUACUAUAAUAUAAUACAUUAAAGGCUUUUCAUAACAAUUUCGACGCAAAAUUGAGAAAAUACUGGCCUAAUCAGACAUAAUUAUGUUUAUUGUGACACUAUGGUUGUAAUAUAUUCGUAUAUAAAUGAUGGAACUCGAGAUUUGGCCAGUUUUGGUUCGUGGUGGGAUUGGCGUCAUGGGUAAUAUAAAUUAGUGAUUUUGCUAGCAAUAUCCCAAGUUGAUGUGAAAAUGAAUGUUUAAAAUGAAUAUUCUUAUCUUGUAGUACUACUUACAACAAUCGCUUAUUAAAACGCCAUUUUUUAUACCUAAAAACCAGUUUUUCCCUCGAACAACCCAUCUGAUAUCAAGUAUAAUAUCAAAAAUAGAUGAUUCCUGAAAUAUUAUCAAAGUUAUGUUACAGAAACUCGAACACCAGUAUAGUCAAGGCGCUUUACUGUGGCAAAUGACCGACGUUACCGCCCAAUUGUACCAAAUGGAGCCCUUUAACGGCUUCAACCUGGACCCGACUCUGCGUCAGAUCCGCGACAUUCUCAAAGUCAACGAACUCAGCCUGACGGUGAAGGAGAAAGAGCUUCUGAAGCAUCUGGAAGAGCGUCUACCAUCGUUCUGCGACUCCAAAGACUGUAGCACGUCGGAGGAUUCGAAAAAGGUGAAGAAGGAAGUUGGCUUCCCUGUUUUGUCAAACGUAAGUUAGAAAAGGUCGAUGUUAAAGUUGAAAAAGGGGUGAAUGACGAAUUAUAUAAGACUGAAAACAUAGUAAGAUGAUAGAAUAACAUUGUGCGAGAGUGUGAAAGUAAUGUGAUAAUGUUAAAGUAUUGAAACCCCUGAUAAGCUGCCAAAUUUUCGCUUUUUUGUCGUUACACCCAAGGUAUUGAUGCGUCCCGCCGCGAAAACAAUUCGCCUUGCAAUAGAAUGCCAAAGUUUAUCAAAAUUUCGGCCAAACGGAAAAAGUUUAAAAAAUAAAAAGCGCAACAAUAUCUACCUCAACAUGGACGUCGACGAACUCUUCGACUGUCCAGGACCUUCAACUCAAGCGGAAUAUCCAGAUACACAACAGUACUAUCAAAAUGAAGGUGCACAACAGUACUACCUGGACCCAAAUGCUCAACAAUACUACCAAAACGACAAUGAUCCACAGUAUUACGAGUAUGAAAAUACGCAGCAGUACUAUCAGUAUCAAGGAGAAGAGUACUAUCAGGAUGGCUAUGUUCAACAGUACUAUGAGAAUGAGAUGGAAAACACACUGUACGUUGAACAAGAAGACUAUCAGGAGCUUCGGAAUUGGUUUGAUUUUCCGAAUGUUGAAGAAGAAGUGCUAAUGGUAACGGUUUUGUGGUGAAAUGAAGGAAAAGCACUCAUGGAUAAUAUAUUUUUGGGUUGAGACGGUUUUUUUUGGCGAUUUUGUUUUGAGUUUUAGGUAUUGCUUGGAGUUGUCGGGCUCUAAAGAUGCGCAAAACAAUAGAGAAUGUUGAGUAGUACAACUUGGUUUGUUAACUUGGCGGUAAAAGUGAGGAAUUUGAAUAUUUGUGUGAUUUUUGGAAAAAAUUGGAAUUUUCGCUGAAUUUAUGCAAAUUUAGGUAAUAUUUAUAUUUAGGUAUAAUUUUUUGACAGAAACAAAGCAUGAAAAAUUAGUUGUGACAUUAUUUGCAAUAUAUCAGUAAAAUAUUAGGCUGUUUUUUAUCAAUGGCAGGUUUCAUUUUUUAAUUUUCAGACAUUAUUUUAGGUUCAAUCUGAUAUAAAGCUGUAAAAGUUGAUGUUUUAGUGUGAGAAUAAGCUAGAAACAAGCCUAAUUAGUUAGUAAAACAUAGUAUUUUACCUAAUGUUACUUUUUGUGUGACAAUUAGUCAGUUUUCGAGUUGAAAUUGAAGUUUAUAAGCGUGACCAAGUGUAAUAUUGCGGUUGAGAUGUAGCCGGCUAAUGAACAGAAGCCUAAUUGUAGUACUGAAGAUUGUAAAGUGCAUUUUGAGGUUGAGAGUGGAUGUGAAGGCCUUGGCAAUGUUUUGAAGCUACAUUUUGUUGAAUUUGAGAUGAGAGGAGGAGAAGGUAGUGCACUAUAGUGUAAUGUACAUUUUCGAAGUCUUGAAAAAUUUUGUUUGAAAAGGGAUAUUUUUUGAUUUCGGGUCAAUUGUGAUAUUGAUAUGUGUAUUGUCGCUAAGUUUUAGGCAUUCAAAAUUAUUUUAAAAAAUGAUAUGACCAAAUUUGUCAAUAUUGACCUACUAUAAUAUAAAUUUUUCAAUUUCAGGACGAUGUGGACGAUUUGCUUGGCGAGAAUGCGGACGUACCGUCGACUAUGAACGGCACAUCACCGAAUCAGAACUCGUUCACGGCCACCGAGCCGGCGGACGAGAACAUGAAGCCGGCCGAAGACUCUCUGCCUCCAGCUCUCAAUCUGAUGGCUGAUUUGAAAGUGCCCAUUACAACAUCAGCAAGGGAAAUUUUGGAUGUUUGUCGCCGAAGAAGGAACCGAAUGUUUAAUGGGCAGGUGUUUGAUGAAAGAUGUGGCCCACCGAAGGUACCAUCACCUCCAAAAGAAGCGAAGGUUAAUCUGCAUCCUCAGGUACGUAGUUUUCUUUGUUUUUGGUUAUUUAGGUGAUGUUUUGAGGUUGAUUUAGACGAUUUUUGGUUUGUAAAGAUAGCUUAGAGUUUUGUUAAGGUAUUGAGAAAGAAGUUUUUGGAAAAUUUGGUCGAAAACAUGUUAGAUUAUCAAGUUAUGUUGAUGUAGGUAUAGUUGUUUUUGCUGAAAAUGUUAUUUUCAAUAGAAAAAUGGGUAUAGUGAGGAAAUUCUUGUUGUCAAAAGAACUAUUACAGUUUAGCAAAUAUUUUAAAAUAUAAAUUUUGAUAAAUUAAGGUUAGUAAGGUAUCAGAAUACUGUGUUAUAUUUUAGGUACCACUAAUCUACGUGGAGAACGAUCGUGAAGCCACGAAAAUCGAGCUUCAGAACUUCUGCUAUAAAAGUACAAUUGCACUGGUUCGAGGCCUAACCUCAGCACUGAAGAUCGACUUGUCACAGUUUUCGACCAAAACUUUGAUUCAAACUGAUCGAGACCACGAAGUUGAAGUAAGAACCCAGCUGAAAAUGCCCGGUGAUGCUAACCUGGACAACCUGGGAAGGCAUACAUGGUCUUGCUAUUCGGCCAAGAGCUAUUCAAGUGUGGUGCGAUAUGGGCAGUAUCAGGUAAGUAAAGAUUUUAGUUGGUUUGACUAUGAUAAGCUUGUUUUUGGGACAUUUUUCUGAUUUUUGCAGGAUUUGAGGGAUUAUUUUUGUUAUAACUUGAUCAACAGUUUUUGAAAUUUCACGAAAUUUGGUUAAAACAUAGCCUAAUAUGUCCUCUAUCUUUAGGCUGAAUCAUUCCGCCAUUCGUUGAAAGAAGAAACGGAAAAGUUGAGAAAUGUCAAGCAGACUCCACCUUCCAAUCGCGCCAUGAACGGAGAACCAGCGCCGAAGCGAAGGAAAGCGGCCGUCGCAGCGAUUCAAGCCGAAGCAGAAGCCCAAACAAAUACUAUUCCAACAAAGACGAUCAAGUUUGGCACAAAUGUGGACCUUUCAGAUGAAAUUAAGUUCAGCAAGCAGCUCAAGGUAGGGGAAUAUAGUGGUUUUUGGGGGGAAAUUGGGGUUCGAACUGGUUUUAAAGAAAUUUUUGGGAUUUUUAAGUAAAGUUUAGGUAAUUCUUUAGGUUUUUAAUGAAUAGGCUAGUUGUUGAGGAUUGCAGAAAUAUUAAAAUUUAUGUUUGUGGUUGGUUUGAAAUGGCAGAAAAUUGAGUUUUUUGAAAAAUUUCGGGAUUUUGGAGGUAUAUGUUUAGCUUGAAGGAUUAUUUUGUUACCAUUUUAUCCACAUUUUUGAUGAUUUUGAGAUUCAAAUAGAUGUCAAAGACCUUGCUGAUUAUAAAAGUAUAAAAAAUUUUGUAUAGGGUAGUUCUGAAAUGGCAGAAAAGUAGAAUUUUUUGCAAAAAUUUGGUUUUUGGAGGUAUAUGGCUCGGCUUAAAGGAUCGUUUCGUUUCAUUUAUGCAAAUUUAUUAUGUUCUUGCAAUUUAAAUAGAUGUAAAAGGCCUUGAAGAAUAUUAAAAUAUUUAAAAUUUGAUUUGGGUUUGUUUAAAAAUGGCAGAAAAAUUGAAUUUUUUGAAAAUUCUUGUAUUUUGGAGGUAUGAACUUGCGGUUAACGGCUUUUUUCGGGUGUUUUAUGGAAACUUUUGAUUUUUUUGAAUAUUUGAUAGUUGAAGAAGGUCUUGAGGAUUGUAAAAAUGUCAGUUUUAUAUAAAUUAAUAUUUUAAAGUGUCAGAAAAAUUGAUUUAAACUCGAUUUUUUUAGGAAUUGUCGAAAAUGCCAGCGUUCUGCCGACUCCAUUCAGCCUCGAAUCUUCUGUCCUACCUCGACUUUAAAGUACUGGGAAUGAAUACUGUCCAACUGUACAUGAAGGUGCCAGGCUGUCGAACUCCAGGUCAUCUAGAAAAUAAUUCUUUUGCCAGUGUCAAUAUAAACAUUGGGCCUGGAGAAUGUGAAUGGUUUGGAGUGGCUUGGGAGUACUACCCAAUGAUCGAUAAAAUGUGUAGGGAGUAAGUUACUCGAAUUUUAAAAGGGUUUUAGGCGUGAGUAGAGUGGCGGUUUUUGGCCUAAAAUGAUAUUUUUUAGGGUUUAAAUGGCAGAUUUUGGGUUUACAAUGACGUGUCUUAUACUAAAUGUUACGUGUUUUACUAUAUUACACUAGGUAAAUGGCCUUACAACCCCUAUUUUCAGAAGAGACCUCGACUUUUUGCGCGGCGCAUGGUGGCCAAGCUACGACGAACUAAUCGCCGCUGGCAUCCCAGUCUACCGUUUCACUCAAAAAGCCGGCGAUUUGGUGUGGGUGGGCGGCGGCUGCGUUCACUGGGUCCAGGCAACCGGCUGGUGCAACAACAUUGCCUGGAACGUGGGCCCAAGCACCGCCACCCAAAUGGAAAUGGCAAUUCGGGCCUACGAAUGGAACCGCCUCAACGUCUACCGUUCUCUCGUACCCAUGCAACACUUGUGCUGGCAGCUAGCACGAGCUUUGAGGAUCAGCGAUCAAAAGUUCUUCAACUUGGUCAAGGGCGUACUGAUCAGGUCGCUGGGCUACGCACGAAUGGUGGCCGACUUCGCCGAGGAGUUUGGGAAUUUGAAUAUCAAAUUCCAGUUGAGAAUUAAGAAUGAAGGCGCGCACUACUGCAAUUUGUGUGAGGUAGGUAUAUCUGGACAUGUUGUAGUAGGUUGGGGAGGGGAUUAUUGGUAUGGAAGCUACGUUUUUAGGUAGAAGUAUGGUCUUUUUAUGAUUUAUGAUGUUUUAGCAGGCUAGGGAAUGAUCUUUUUGGGGAAAACAAUUUUGUUUUGGAUAUUUUAGGGCUUGUUUUUCUGUAUAUUAUAGUAAAUUUUCAAAUAGAUCAACGAAAAAUCCUCGGUUUUUGAUAUGAUAGUAGAUUUUUUGGUGAAAUUUUUAUUUUCCAGAUCGAAGUGUUCAAUAUCUUGUUCGUGAAAGAAUUCAACAGCAAGUUCCGCGUCUACUGUGUGUCCUGCGCCAAACGAGGAGACAUCAAAGAGUACAUUGUACUACAACAAUAUACUUUCGAAGAGUUGUCGAGUGUAUUUGACCAGUUUCAGUUUACUAUUGUAAGUUUUUGGAUGUUGGAAAGAAAGUUUUGGAUGUUUUGUUUUGUAAAGAAAGUUUUCGCCAUUUUUGGUUUGUAAAGAAAGUUCUUGCUGUUUUUUUUGUAAUCUGUUUCAUUUUCAGAACAAAAACGCGUUGAUUUGUUGA